This is a messenger RNA of Morus notabilis, 777 nucleotides long. RefSeq lists its product as uncharacterized. The transcript is spliced from 2 exons. The coding region runs from base 1 to 777 and encodes 258 amino acids. The record is from RefSeq and is a predicted model, not a curated record. Lineage: Eukaryota; Viridiplantae; Streptophyta; Magnoliopsida; Rosales; Moraceae.
AUGGCUGGCGGGAAAGAAACCUCAUCAUCCGAGGUUACCUCUGCCUCAUCAGGGGCUGUCAAUCCGAUUCAGAUUGAUGGAUUUGAAGCCCCCUUUCAGCAAAUCACGAGUCACAAAUUCAAUGGACAGAAUUUUGUCCAAUGGUCACAUUCCGUAAUGAUGUUCAUAGAAGGAAAAGGAAAAGAAGACUACCUCACCGGUGAUGCUGCACAACCGGAUGAGAAGGAUCCCAAGUUUAAAACUUGGAAAACAGAAAAUAGCAUGGUUCGGUCAUGGCUGAUCAACUCCAUGAAUACCGAGAUGGGAGAAAACUUUAUGUAUUACAAAACACCAAAGGAGAUGUGGGAUGCGGUGAAGCGGAGUUAUUCCAACAGGGAAAACACUUCAGAGAUUUUCAGGCUCAAGGGAAUUCUGAACGAUCUUCACCAAGGAGAACUAAACGUAAUGGAAUACUUUAAUACUCUAUCACGCCAUUGGCAACAACUGGACAUCCUUGACGAAACAACAUGGCAUUGUGCUGAGGAUCAUAAGCGAUACAAGGAAAUUCUGGAAAGAGAUAGGGUGUACAAGUUUUUGCUUGGUCUUAAUAAAACCUUAGAUGAUGUUCGUGGAAGGAUCUUAAGCACGAAGCCUCUACCAGAUAUGCUUCUGCCUUCGCCGCACGAGGACCACAAUCCAAUAGCGAGAACCAACAAAGAAGAAACCGGCCUUGGUGUGAUCAUUGCAAGCGAUCCGGACACACCAAAGAUAGUUGCUGGAAAAUCCAUGGGAAACUAG